Molecule: messenger RNA, 885 nt
Organism: Helianthus annuus (common sunflower)
Lineage: Eukaryota; Viridiplantae; Streptophyta; Magnoliopsida; Asterales; Asteraceae
Exons: 2
Coding region: 1-885 (294 amino acids)
Source: RefSeq, a predicted model, not a curated record
AUGUAUUUACUUGUGUAUGUUGAUGAUCUUAUCCUUACUGGUAAUCAUUCACCAACCAUUAAAUCCUUUAUUACCACUCUUGACAAGGAAUUUGCCAUCAAAGAUCUUGGGAGACUCAACUACUUUUUGGGAUUGGAGGUUACCUACACUACAAAUGGUCUUUUCUUGAAUCAAUCGAAAUAUACGAUGGAUAUUCUGACUCGGGCUAAAAUGUUGGACGCUAAACCAGCACCAACACCUUUAAGCUCCAAUGUUUCUUUUGUCACUGCAGUUAGUCAAUUUUUACAUGCUCCAACUGUUGAUCAUUUUAAGGAGAUAAAGAGGAUUCUUCGGUAUCUCAAAGGUACUAUUGCCUUUGGGUUACACUAUAGUCGUCCCACUACCACAUCGCUGCUUGGAUUCUUUGAUGCUGAUUGGGCCCGUUGCUUGGAGACACGUCACUCCACUUAUGGCUAUUCCAUUUUUUUGGGUGGUAACUUGAUCUCUUGGAGUGCUAAAAAGCAACCAACUGUUGCCAGAUCUAGUUGUGAAUCUGAGUAUUGUGCUAUGGCCAACACCGCUGCUGAAAUUGUUUCAAUCACUCAUCUUCUUCAAGAGUUACAUGCUCUUCCGCCUGAUAGACCAACCAUGCUAUGUGAUAAUCAGAGUGCUUUAUUUCUCACACAGAAUCCUGUUUCCCACAAACGGGCUAAACACAUUGAUUUGGAUUAUCAUUUUCUACGAGAACUUGUCAAUGCUGGAAAAUUGGUUACUAAAUUUGUUCCAACCAAGCUUCAGGUGGCUGAUAUUUUCACGAAGAGUCUUCCUUUGUCUCAGUUCAACAUUUUUCGUCAGAUGCUUUGUAUCAGUCCACCACCGUUCAGCUUGCGAGGGGAUGUUAGAUAA